Molecule: messenger RNA, 552 nt
Organism: Xenopus laevis (African clawed frog)
Lineage: Eukaryota; Metazoa; Chordata; Amphibia; Anura; Pipidae
Gene: dpm3.L
Product: dolichyl-phosphate mannosyltransferase polypeptide 3 L homeolog
Exons: 2
Coding region: 196-474 (92 amino acids)
Biological process (GO): glycoprotein biosynthetic process; GPI anchor biosynthetic process
Cellular component (GO): dolichol-phosphate-mannose synthase complex; endoplasmic reticulum membrane
Source: RefSeq, a predicted model, not a curated record
ACUUCAACUCCAUUUCCCAGGCUCCACCGCGCGGUAGAACACGCGUACACGUCCUCGGCUGCACGACGCAUGCGUACACUUUACUUGGCUUUGUGCGACCGACGCGGAGUGAUGAGGUCGGAGGGGCGGGGCUAUUAGUAAGACUGAGUGGGAACAGGUACCCGUACAUCCCACUCUGUAUCAUCACGUGUCACUAUGACUAAACUGGCCCAGUGGCUCGUGGCUCUGAGUCUCCUGGGAGCCGCUUGGGUCUCCCUCAACUUCAACCUCCUGGGCCUGGACCUGCCGCUGCCCCUCCAGCAAGUCAUUUGGCCACUGCCCGUGUAUGUGCUGGUCACAUUCGGCUGCUUCUCUUUGGCUACUGUCGGCUACAGACUGGCAACCUUCAAUGACUGUGAGGAGGCCGCCCGGGAACUGCACCAGCAAAUCAGUGAGGCCCACAGAGACUUGACCCUGAAAGGCCUGAGACUGUGAUUAUUUCCUACUCGCCCCCGACCCCUGAACCAACCAACGACUCAAUGGUUUUGUUUUAUAAUAAACUCUUCCAUUUGU